AUGCCGGCACCAAAGAACAGGAAGGUGGCCAUUGUUGGCAGUCGGUCUGUCGGCAAGUCGUCGCUUGCAGUCCAGUUUGUAGAUGGCCACUUUGUCGACAGCUACUACCCGACCAUCGAGAAUACCUUUAGCAAGACCAUCCGGUAUAAGGGCCAGGAAUUUGCGACUGAGAUUGUCGAUACGGCUGGCCAAGAUGAAUACAGCAUUCUGAACUCGAAGCACUUCAUCGGCAUCCAUGGCUACAUGCUGGUCUACUCGGUGUCGUCUUUGCCAUCCUUUGAGAUGGUGCAAGUAAUUCGAGAGAAGAUUCUGAACCACCUAGGUACCGAGUCGGUCCCUAUCGUCAUCGUCGGAAACAAGAGCGACCUCCGUCCCGAACAGCGACAGGUCACCGCCGAGGAGGGCAAGAGAGUAGCAGAGAAGAUUCAGUGCGGCUGGACGGAGGCAAGCGCGCGGUACAACGAGAACGUAGGAAAGGCCUUUGAGCUGUUGAUCGCCGAGAUCGAGAAGGCCCAAAACCCGGGCGAGGCGGUCGAGGGCGGCAAGUGCAUUCUCAUGUAG
Molecule: messenger RNA, 561 nt
Organism: Colletotrichum higginsianum IMI 349063
Lineage: Eukaryota; Fungi; Ascomycota; Sordariomycetes; Glomerellales; Glomerellaceae
Product: GTP-binding protein rhb1
Exons: 4
Coding region: 1-561 (186 amino acids)
Biological process (GO): small GTPase-mediated signal transduction
Cellular component (GO): plasma membrane
Molecular function (GO): GTP binding; GTPase activity; GDP binding
Source: RefSeq, a predicted model, not a curated record